Vicia villosa (hairy vetch) is the source of this 2523-nucleotide messenger RNA. RefSeq names its product calcium-transporting ATPase 5, plasma membrane-type-like. The coding region runs from base 1011 to 1337 and encodes 108 amino acids. Gene Ontology annotation, molecular function: P-type calcium transporter activity. The transcript is spliced from 6 exons. Gene Ontology annotation, cellular component: intracellular membrane-bounded organelle. Lineage: Eukaryota; Viridiplantae; Streptophyta; Magnoliopsida; Fabales; Fabaceae. The record is from RefSeq and is a predicted model, not a curated record.
CUUUUCUCCUCUUCACGACAACAACCUGCGCCAAAGCCUAGAAUUAUGGUCAUAUGUACACGCUACUUCAUCCAUUGUCUUUUCAUUUCCAUUUUCUCUUACAUCCUUUGGCUUUCAUCUCUCUCUACUCAUUCUUCAACCUCUGUUUCUUCUUUGCUGAACCAAGGCAUAACCCACAACUCUUCCAAACUUUGAAUUAGUUUUCCACUUCAACAUGGCAAGACCUUUUAAGAAAGUGAAAGACAUCAAUGAAAGGAAGGAGCUCUGAAAGAUAGCCGUCAGAGUCCAUCACAAUGGACACUUGUAUUCAAGAGUAAAUAGAACUUUUAGAUGAUAGUGGUGGAUAAAGAGCAGGUCUUGAAUGGCAUACAUUAGGUGCUACAUUGCUUGUAUCCGCCAAAUUCACUCUUGUAUCUGCCUGCAAUAGUAUUUUAAGGCUUAUGUCUCUGAUGGUGGAAGUUUUGUAUCUUGUAUUUUAACGAUUUUAUGGUUUAUUGUUAUGGUCAGUUGAAAGAUGAGCUUAACAAGGAGAAUUUGCAGCUUGCAUCGGGCAUGUCCUGGCGUGUGCGGCUGUUAAUUGUGAGAAACCAAAGUCUGGGUCAAAGUAUCUAUAUGCAGAGUUCAAAUCAUCAGGUUAAUUCUAAGUUAGGUGUCAUUGAUCGGGUCCAGAGGAGGUUCAAUUCGACUGAGGAUCUGUUUGAUUGAUUAAUUGAGGGGAUUAUCAGUUGGUCGCAGCUCCUUCGCUCAUCACAUAGCAUAGCUUUGCAUUUGAUUUCUAUCGCAUCAAGUAAUCUGUAGCCUGAGGCUGAAUGUUUCUAUUGAUAUUUCGAGCCUGCUUUGAAUCAAUGUUGCAGCAUUCAGGGCAGCCUUUCAUGUGCAUUUUUUUGUUGAUGUUUGACUGCAUAUGAUACGCAUUUAUAUCGAACCGCUUAAAAUACCAGUGGAAUAGUAUUCUAAUGUUUUAGCUUUCUGGUUGGACAAAUGAUUUUGGUGUUUAUUUGGUGUACUCGAUGAAAAAAAUGAUGGAAGAUAAAGCUUUGGUGAGGAGGCUUUCUUCCUGUGAGACAAUGGGAUCAACCACAACUAUUUGCAGCGAUAAGACCGGAACAUUGACAAUGAAUCAGGUGAGUGUUGUUGAGGCAUGUGUUGGUGGGAAGAAGAUUAUAUCUCCUAACGAUAAAUCACAGUUAUCUACUAUCGUCUAUUCUUUGCUGAUUGAAUGUGCUGCACAGAACACUAAUGGAAGUUUUUUUGUACCGGAGAGUGACAAUGGUGUUGAGGUUUCUGGGAUGACUCUAAAGAAGCGGAUUCGCUACCAAGCAAAGAAUAAACUAUGAAAGAGAUCACAGAUAGGGAGGAAAUUGAAGCAACACAUUUGAAAAGAAAAAAAUCUUCUAGAAAUAAAGAAAGUGUGAUAGAUGGUAGUGAAAAGAACAAAAGAUCUAAGGACAGUGAAUAACACAAAAAAUCCAAAGGAAGCAAAUCUGGAUCCAAGAAAACAAGAGCUUAAUAAAGGAAAUUUAAGAUGAAGGGUUGUGAUUUAGAUGGAUUGAAUACUAUGUGUACACCGUUGUAUCUAUAAGCUAAUAUUGGACUGCGUGGUGUAGUUAUGCAUGCAUUGAAGACUGUUAUUGGCACCGGUCGGACCACAGUUCGAACCAUACAUCAUCCAAGCAUCGAUAUAUUUGAAACUUUUGAUGAGGUAGUCAAAAGUACCUUCUGUUGUAUAUUUGUGUACAUAUAACAUCAUUGCAUUCGGGUUGGGUUUUAAAUGUAACAGUGGUGUGGAAGGCGGUGCGCGAUUUGCCGGUGGUCGGAGAUUGGCGGGGUAAUCCUUGGGAUGAUUGUGUUGAUAAGGAUCCUGUUAGUAUGCCUGUUUCUGUUUCUGUUAGUACUUAAACUUUGUAAACCAAAAUUGUUAAUUUUUUUUUCUUUUUUUGGGUGGUUUGUUAUUAGUAUUAUAGUUGUUAAUUCAAUGUAACCAAAGAAAGUAUAUUAUUAAUUAUUGUUAUUUUAUAUUAGUACUUGUGAGUUAGUACACCAUUGAUUAAAUGUGAUUGAUCAUACUUUAUGUUCUAUCUUGUGUGGUACCAAUAUAACUUAGAUUGUGCAUAUUGUUAUAUAGCUUUUGUUCUACUGAGAUUGUAGAACUUGGUUGGUCCUAUGAUUAUGACUUGGAAGAUCUCAACAUAGACAUUGUGACUAUAUCACAAAAUGGACAAUGCACAAUGGUGGAAACAACUCUCAAAGAAUCUAUACACCUCACUGUCGUAGGCCAUCCACAACAUGAUGCUUCUAACAGCAGAGUCUACACAACAAGAUAUGAAAUGUCUUAUUCAAUUUCAGGGAGGGAAAUUGUUGAAGGAGCUGUCCUUGAGUCAUAAUUAGGUUUUGUAACUUGUAAUAUAUGUCAGGUUAGUACACUUAAGUGUCACUCCCUUAAGUCCAUCUCCAUUGUAUUGUAUGUACCUAUUUUUUUUUGCAUUCUUCAAACACUCAUGUAGUCUGGAUGUAAAUUUAAUC